Messenger RNA from Saccostrea echinata, 3408 nucleotides. Its product is annotated as piwi-like protein 1. Bases 87 to 2702 code for a protein of 871 amino acids. The transcript has 19 exons. The record is from RefSeq and is a predicted model, not a curated record. Lineage: Eukaryota; Metazoa; Mollusca; Bivalvia; Ostreida; Ostreidae. Gene Ontology annotation, cellular component: P granule. Gene Ontology annotation, biological process: regulatory ncRNA-mediated gene silencing. Gene Ontology annotation, molecular function: piRNA binding; protein binding.
GCUCGAGAGUGGAGAUUGUGUGGAAAGGGGUAUAUCUAGAUAUCUACAUCUAGAUGAGAGCCGCAUGUAACACUUUUUAACUAAAUAUGUCUGGAAGAGGACGAGCACGAGCACGUGGAAGAGCACGAGGUGCUUCUGAGGAUCAAGCUAGAAGGCCAGGAGAACAGGCCGCACCACAGAGGGAGCAGCCUUCCUCAGCCCCUGCCCCAGCUCCAGCAGGUGGUCCCCCAGCAGCCAGUGGGAGAGCUUCUUAUAGAGGUGGUGCCAAGGAGCCACGACCUGGUAUCGCUACAGGAAGUGGUGAUGUGCCAGCAGAGGCCUUGGCCAAAAUGUCCAUUGGGACAAGAGAUGCAGGGGAGCGAAGAGAUCGCAUGUAUUAUAGUGAUCCAGAGUGUAAGCCAGCAUGGUUGACCGACAAAAGAGGAACAUCUGGAAUCCAGUUACCUGUAGUCACAAACUACUUCAAGCUUGAAAUGGCACCUGACUGGCAUCUCUACCAGUACCACGUGGAUUUCAAUCCUCCAGUUGAUUCCAGGAAAAUGCGCAUGGCUCUGUUAAUGACUCAUGAAAAUUUACUUGGAAAAACCAAAGCAUUUGAUGGGAUGAUCCUAUACCUACCACACCGUCUUCAGGAACAGGUGACAGAGGUGUAUAGUCAGAGGAGGACUGAUGAUGCCCAAAUAAGAAUUACAAUCACACUGACCAAUGAGCUGCCCCCCUCCUCACCCCAAGUCAUGCAGGUCUACAACAUUAUCUUCAGAAGGGUUCUAGCCAUGAUUGAAAUGAAGCAGAUUGGACGUAAUUACUUCAAUCCCUCUUUGUCGGUGGACAUUCCACAACACAAACUGACCGUCAUGCCAGGGUUUGUAACAGCCAUUGCUAAGUACGAGACUGAUACCUUGUUGUGUGCCGACAUCAGUCACAAAAUCAUCAGGUCUGAUACGCUACUAGAUUUGAUGUACGACAUGUACAGUCAAAGCAAAGGGGAAAGUUUCUAUGAUGAUUGUGUGCGAAAGUUUGUUGGCUCUAUUGUCCUCACAAGGUACAACAAUAAGACCUACCGUGUGGAUGACUUCGACUGGGACAAGAGACCAGACUUCACCUUCAAGUUGAGGAAUGAUGUCUCCAUUACCUUAGCUGAAUAUUACAAAAAGAACUACAACAUAGAUGUUCGAGACAUGAACCAGCCUUUAGUAGUAUCAAGACCAAAGAAGAAGGACAUCAGAAUGGGACGUACAGAGCCCAUCUUCCUUCUACCAGAACUCUGUACUGUCACAGGACUGACUGAUGAGGCAAGGGCAGACUUUAAUGUCAUGAAAGAUGUUGGUGCUCACACUAGAGUGGCCCCAGAGGGAAGAAAUAAAACAUUACAAGGCUUUAUUGACCAAAUCAACAAGAAUGAGAAAGUGCGAGCAGAAAUGGGAGGAUGGGGACUAAGGUUCUCUCAGAAUCUGCUGAACGUGAAUGCUCACAUAGCUCCCCAGGAAAAAAUCUAUCAGAAAGGCGGGGCAGAGUUGAGUUACAGACAGGAAGAUGCUGACUGGAGUAGAGACAUGAGAGGGAAGAAGUUAAUCACCCCAGUGAAUCUAGAUAACUGGGUCAUUGUGUUCACCAGGAGGAACAGCCCCCAAGCCCAGGAUCUGGUCCAAACCCUCAGUAGGGUCGGGCCUCCCAUGGGAAUGCAGAUCAACUCCCCCACAAUUUGCGAGUUGCCAGAUGAUAGGAAUGACAGCUAUCUAACAGCCCUGAAGCAGUAUGUCACCCCUCAAACACAGCUGGCAUUGACCAUCUUGCCAACAAAUCGUAAGGAUCGAUAUGAUGCCAUUAAGAAAUUUUGCUGUGUUGACCAUCCAGUACCAAGUCAAUGUGUUGUACAGAGAACACUCUCUAAAAAGCAGAUGUUGAUGUCUGUGGCAACCAAAAUUGCCAUUCAACUGAAUUGUAAGCUAGGAGGAGAAGUAUGGUGCCUGGAAAUUCCACUGAAAAAUCUGAUGGUGGUAGGUGUCGAUACUUACCACGAUUCAGCUAAGAAAGGGCGUUCUGUUGGGGGCGUGAUAUGCUCCUUAAACAAAACUCUUACUCGAUACUAUUCACGUACAACAUUCCAACACACUGGCGAGGAACUUGUUAACGGAUUAGUAACGUCACUGAGAGGUGCCUUGGAGAAGUACCACGAAGUUAAUGGUGCCCUACCUGAGAGGAUCAUUGUGUUCCGUGACGGUGUGGGUGAUGGACAGCUGAGGGCAGUGUAUGAACAUGAGGUACCACAGUUGAACGAGUGCUUUAAGAGAAGUGGUGGACAAGAUUACAAUCCAAAGGUAGCAGUUGUAGUUGUAAAGAAGAGAAUCAACACAAGGUUCUUUGCAAAGUCUGGUCCAUCUCUGACGAAUCCUCCACCAGGGACCAUUGUAGACACCCAGGUCACCAAGCCAAUCUGGUAUGACUUCUUCCUCGUGUCUCAGUCAGUCAGACAGGGUACAGUGACCCCCACCCACUACAAUGUGAUCUGGGACUCCACAGGCCUUAAGCCCGAUCAUAUGCAGAGACUGGCAUACAAAAUGACACACCUUUACUAUAAUUGGCCAGGUACCAUCCGUGUACCAGCGCCAUGUCAGUAUGCCCACAAGCUGGCAUUCUUAGUGGGACAGUCCAUUCAUAAGGACCCUCACAUGUCCUUAUCUGAUCGUCUCUACUUCCUGUAAGCUUGUCCGUUCAGGAUGUGAUCAAAUGCUAUCAAAUAGAGGAUCAUGGAUCAAGGAUGGAAUGAUUAGAACUGCUGUUAACUAUUAUGGUGAGAUGCCAGUGCUGUGAAAAGUAGAAUAGAUGGAGUUGUAGAAUGAGGAAAAGGAAGUGGAAUUCCAUUGGAAGAAGGAAGACUUGGAGCCAAAGGGUUGAAAAAAGGAUUCCCCUUCAAACAGAGGAAAACUAGAUAAAAAAUUUAUAUUUUUGAAAUCAAAACAUACCUCAGAUAUUUUACAUGUGCCAUUAUGUGUUCAUACAUUUUAGUUUACCUAUGUAGAAGUAGAAACCAUGUAGUGUAGUAUUUUUUGCUUAUGCAGAAUAGAUUUAACCAGUGUAUCAUACAUGUUAUGAUGUUCACUGUAUGUGGUGCUUAAAUUGUCCACAUGGACACUGGCAUGUUAGCAUUCGUAGAAAAAGAUGACACUUAUUUAGCAUUGAUUUUGGCCAUAUAAUUUGUAGUUAUAAUCUUUUUGUUUCAAAAAUUACCAAAAUUUGUUUUUGUGAAAAGGGGGGUGGGUGAGUUAAAUAGAUCACACAGAAAGAGGGAAGGAAUUUCUUAUCAUUGGCAUUAAUUCAUUGUUAUUUUUUCAUGAGACCAAUUAGAUGUGCAAUUUUUGACUGAUAUCUCUUAUACAAUGUUCUUUUAAAAUAAAAAAUUAAGUUCUU